UGGCUCAAACUACUUGAACUCAAAGGUUGUCUCCUCUUUGCACGUCGAGUCUUCGCCUGCGUUGGUAGUGGGAGGCGCAUUUACGCAAGGAGAGAGAUAGUUUGGCACGUAGUGUCGUCCAGUAUUCCCGCAGUGUCAUUAGCUGCAGUUGAGAGAGGACCGCCGUGAGGUUUAAACUAGAAGGCUGAGAAGAUGGCAGAUUGUAUGAAGAUUUCGAUGGUGGCAGUGGGAUCGUUGACAAUGGUGUUGUUGCUCACUGUUUCAAUUCUUCCAGCCUUCUUGACCUACCGUACUUACAUUCCUUUUCCGGUGGACAUUGAAGAUGGAAUAUGGAAAACAUGUGCAAAAAGCGAGAGUACGUACCAGACAUACACGUACGCCCGAGUCUGCCGCGAUUAUUCUGACUUGACGACCCCAGACGAAAAGCAAGGUUUGGUUCCACAAGGGGUUCAUACAGCUCAAGCUUGCAACAUUAUAGCGCUCCUUUCCUUCGCCGUUGCCAUUCUUGUUUCACUGGUCAUCCAAAGGUGGACUGUUCCACGUGUCGUCCACUUUGUCCCCAGAGUGCUGGCCCUCGUCACUGCCGUGUCAUUGAUCGUAUUGAUUGGAGUCAUGGUGCACGGCACCAAGAAAUCUAUUUCGCCUAUCAAACCAAAGGCGGGUGCUGGAGUGGUCCUGGCCGGCAUUAGCGUUCUCACGGCCAUCGGGUCUGCUGUUCUGGCGCACUUUACUCACAACAGGGUGUCCACUGGACUGUACCAAUCACUCUAGAUCCGAUCAGGGAGUGCUUACAGGCAAAUACUGCAAUGGCUACGGCAACAGCAACAGCAUGACAUCCUGUGCUACAAUGUGCAUCCAGUCAGGUGCUGGAAUCAUCAGCUUGGAGUUCAGGCCAUAGUCGUAAAAUUAUUUUCUUAUUGGUUUCUCUUCUCUCUGACUCUUUUCUCUGGCUAUAUUCUCUGGCUAUUUUCUUUCUUUGAUAUAGUUUUUUAAUGAAUUCUACCUGAAACUCACUAGUUUCGAUACACAAAGCACCAGCCGUUCACUAGGGAGUGUUCUGCCUCCAGUCACAUUCUACAUCGUGCUUUACGGCGAAAUCUGCCUUUGCCUUGAGGUGUCGGAAGCAUGCAGGACGUUAUACCUGUGGACGAGAGUGCAGUCAUAAUCUCCGGGUUUAUGGGUUUAUGUACUCUUG
Messenger RNA from Sycon ciliatum, 1195 nucleotides. RefSeq lists its product as uncharacterized. Bases 193 to 771 code for a protein of 192 amino acids. The record is from RefSeq and is a predicted model, not a curated record. NCBI's taxonomy places the organism in Eukaryota, Metazoa, Porifera, Calcarea, Leucosolenida, Sycettidae. The transcript is spliced from 5 exons.